Molecule: messenger RNA, 2207 nt
Organism: Bolinopsis microptera
Lineage: Eukaryota; Metazoa; Ctenophora; Tentaculata; Lobata; Bolinopsidae
Product: transmembrane protein 237A-like
Exons: 4
Coding region: 99-1421 (440 amino acids)
Biological process (GO): cilium assembly
Cellular component (GO): ciliary transition zone
Source: RefSeq, a predicted model, not a curated record
ACUUCUAUAUAAUGUCAAAUACAAAGUAUGAAUUAUAGGAUAACCUGAUCAUGACAUUGUUGUAAUAGGGGUUUUAGCGUACUAGGAAGGUUAGUCAUAUGACAACACGUCCGCUGCCAGUGCAGCCCCAGUUUAAAGAAAAUGCUGGGAGUGAUGAUAGCCCUAUAAAAAAGAAAGGUAAAAGAAAACAGCGUAAACAUGGAACUCCAAAGCAUGAAGAUGGUGAUCAGGGUGAAGACACGUAUGAUGAGUACUAUGAGCCUGAACUAGUGGAGAUGAGUGGAGGAUUUCCUGCGAAACUAGCUGAUAAUGUUGAACCUCUGAACAAUGAUGCUGCAGCAGAGGCAGCUGCUGAUUUGGCACUCAGUGCAAUAAGAUCUGGGCGGAGAAAUCGGAGCACUCCUUCUAAGCAUCAUGACUACGAGAAAAUAGCUGGACCUAGCACUGAAGGUGCUCCUAGAAGAGCGGCUGCUAAAAUCAAGAGGAUGUCACAAGAGGUAAAGAACUGGAAGGAGGUAGUGGUAGACGGAGAGCAGCAGGGGCAGGUUGUGCACCAUGAGGGCAGAGUUCCUCAUUCUAUGUCACCUUCCUCGAACAAAGUCAGGAAGAAGAAGCCUAAACGAAGAGACCGUACUGGUACUACUUCUGCUUAUGAAGAAAGUGGACUUGACGCACUAGUUGAUGAAGCAGAUGUGAUAAACACACAACCUGACAAAAAUGCAGACCAAACUCCAAAAAUAACUUCAGCAAACCCGAGCAUUAUCUACCACGAGAAAGAUGAUGGGACUGGUUUUAUAAAGAAAUCAGCAUUGGAAGAAAGUCAAAUUGCACUGGUGGAACAAAACACAAUUAUUGAAUACACAACAUUGGAUGUGUCGUUCUCUCUUCAAAACUGGUUCCAUGUUUUCAGUCUGUUUAUACAUGGACUUCUAGCUGGGUUUGCUGCCUGGCAGACUCUACAGAUCUACAUUGAGGACAAGCCGGACACAGAUUUCCUGGAAGAGUACAGUAGUCUAGCUUGGCCAGCAGCGUCUGCGUACUUUAUCUGCACAGCUAUCUGCACAGUCAGCUCACUAGAUAUCCUGGAGGUAGCCAUUUCACGUACCAGAGGGGAUAUCAUGGCAGGGUUAUUUAGGAACCCAAUUCAUACCCUCACUGUUGCUCUCUAUGUCAUGGCUCUCAUUUUAACAUGUGGUCUCUCUUCCAUUGACGACAAGUUGUCACUUUACUCUCUAGAGUCACAGCUGUGGAGCGAGCCUGCUAAGGAUAUUGAAAUGUGGAAAAUAAUCAACUCUUUGAGGAUGGUGCUGUCUGUGUUAGGGUUCUUGCUGUUGUGUUACUGCUUCAUGUUCUCGGUUAAGCCUGUAAAGAAAGUGGUGAGGAAUACCUCCCGUAUCGUUAACAGAGACAACACCUUGUAGAUCUGGGGUAUCUGCUGGUAAACAGACUAUCAGCUGCACUCAACAUCGUUCUUGUCAAGUGAUGCAUUUAAUGGAGAAAGAAAAUUGGUUCAAUUCGGGGGAUUGCUAUUUUGCUAUCUUCUUGAACUAUGAAAUGUUUGCCAAGAUGGUAAAGUUUGACUCAUGAGAACGACUUACUCUAGUAGCAGAGUGUAGUUAGUACAAGAGUCUAAAUAGUUGUUUGUUUGUGUAUGUGGAACUAUGUAAGAAGUGACGACUGGUUUUGGAUUAAGUAGCAAAUGUAAUUUAGUUAUUUUAUGUAAAUAUAUCAUUUUAUAUAAACUGUUCAUUUAAAAAAGUUUAUCAGAUUUAUAUACAUUUUUUGCAAAUCAAGAGCAAUUUUCUAAAGAGUGCGAAUAAAGUGCAUUUUGUGGCAUGGUAGUUGAACUUUGUAUUUAUUUAAUGUUGCCAGUAUUAUUUUGUUUCCGUAUCAUUUAAAUUAGUAUUUUAUCUUUAUUUGUGAUGUAGUUGAUCAAAGGUUUAUCACAUUAUAUCGUAGUUGUUUGUAGUGAGUAAUGCAUGUAAUAGCUUUAUAACUUUUAUGCAUGUUCGUGUUAGGUAUUCAGUAUUCAGUAUAGACUAUACAUUAAAUUUUAAACUUUAUUUUGUCUGUGACAUAACCAGAUUUUGACCACAUCGGUAAACGACCUUGCUUGAAGAACAUUGCUUGAUUGAUUAAAUGAUGGUUUAUAUUGCAUUCAAUAAUGUGUAUAUAUUUCCAUACUCAUAGAUUCUAUGUAUCAAACA